AACAAAAAAUUUAAGAUGAACGUGGUGACGUAAAAAGUGCCGUCGCGACCAGGAAGUGACGUCGCGGCCUCCGUCAGACUGUUGAUGUUGUGGACUGGUCGGCCGGAGAACGGGAAGACGGAGACGCGUUUUGUUUUUGUUCAACUAAACCGUCGAAAAGGAGCCGAGUCGUCGCUUCUGUCGUCCGUUUCGGUUCGCUAAGAGCCUUAGCUCGGUGAUUAGAGCCAAACGGCCGGGCCGGAGGGCGAAUACACCGAGACAUUUGAUCUAGAAAGGGAGGACUCUUCACCCUCUGACCCCCUCCCUGCCUCCCUCACACGCUCACCACCAUGACGAUUCUCCCGAAGAAGAAGCCCAGCUCGGGGGUCGGCGUUUCGGACCACGCCGAUGACAGCGAUCGUCGGAGCGGCUCCGACCCGCACCAACACCCGCACCCACACGCAGGGAGGACCGGAGCUCGGCCGAGGGCUUCACCUCCGCCGUGGUCCUACCAGCCCGCUCCGCCCUCCACCAGGGACGACAGGCGGAGCAUCGAGGCGAGCUCCCGGCCGCAGCAGGCCUCUCCGCCGCCCGUCGGCUCGGUGUCCCCCGUAGGACCAGGAGACGGUCGGGACAGCAGCGGCGGGAUGGUGGCCGGGACGCGCGGGGAGCUCGUCGUGUCGGCCGGCGUCGUCGGAUGCGGUGGAGGUAUCGGCAGCUGCUGCUCUGGGCCCGGACUGAGCAAGAGACGGCGGCAGGCAGGCACCUGCUCCGGUGGGGUGGUGGCGGCUCUGGCCGGCGGAGGCCAACCCGGGGUAACCGGACCGGGAGUAGUGGGGUCCAGCCAGGAUACGGAGGAAGGAGCCGGGAACAACAGCGAGGACGAGUAUGAGAACGCCGCCCGGCUGCAGUCCAUGGACCCGGCUACCGUGGAGCAGCAGGAGCACUGGUUUGAAAAAGCUCUGAGGGAGAAGAAAGGCUUUGUCAUCAAGAAGAUGAAGGAGGACGGAGCGUGUCUGUUCAGAGCCGUGGCUGAUCAGGUGUAUGGAGAUCAAGAUAUGCAUGAAGUGGUCAGGAAACACUGUAUGGAUUACCUGAUGAAGAACGCCGACUAUUUCUCCAACUACGUGACAGAGGACUUUACCACAUACAUCAACAGGAAGAGGAAAAACAAUUGCCAUGGCAACCACAUCGAGAUGCAGGCCAUGGCUGAGAUGUACAACAGACCGGUGGAGGUGUACCAGUACAGCACAGAGCCAAUCAACACGUUCCAUGGCAUCCACCAGAACAACGACGAGCCAAUCAGAGUGAGCUACCACCGCAACAUCCACUAUAACUCUGUGGUGAACCCCAACAAGGCCACGAUCGGCGUGGGACUGGGACUGCCCGCCUUCAAACCAGGGUAUGCAGAGCAGUCUCUGAUGAAAUCAGCCAUCAAGACGUCAGAGGAGUCGUGGAUCGAGCAGCAGAUGUUGGAGGACAAGAAGAGAGCGACGGACUGGGAGGCCACCAACGAGGCCAUCGAGGAGCAGGUGGCCCGGGAGUCUUACCUGCAGUGGCUGCAGGACCAGGAGAAACAGGCCAGACAGCCCCGUAAGGCAAGUGCCACCUGCAGCUCGGCGACGGCAGCGGCUUCCAGUGGGUUGGAUGACUGGAGCGCCCGGUCGCCACGGCAACGCGACUCAGACCCCUCCCACUCCGACCUCACAACCACCCCAUCGACCAACAACAAGCCCCCCUCCCCCGCUGGAGCCGCCCUCAUCCUGAGCAAACCGCCCUCUCCCUGCGCGCCAGGUCCCAGUAAUCAGAGUCGUCAUCAUUUGGAGUACAGAGCCAUCAUGCAGGAGAUGUCACCUACAGCAUUUGGUCUGACAGACUGGGAGGAUGAUGAGAUCCUGGCAUCAGUGCUGGCCGUCUCUCAGCAGGAGUACCUGGACAGCAUCAAACACCAGAGUGCCGCAAUGCACCGAGAGAGAGAGCCGUCACCUGACAGCAGCUGAUAACCAGCCGACAAACGACACACAAACACACACACCGACACAACCAUGACCUUUGACCCCUGCCCUCCACCAUCCUGACCCCUCCACCCCCUCACCUCUGACCCACAGAAGGAGAUCGACCAGGGAAAAAAUAAAACAUCAAAGAAAUGCACACUUGUUUUUUUUUUUUUUUUUUUUUUUUUCAA
Messenger RNA from Seriola aureovittata, 2164 nucleotides. It is a transcript of the gene otud5a, whose product is annotated as OTU deubiquitinase 5a. The transcript is spliced from 9 exons. Lineage: Eukaryota; Metazoa; Chordata; Actinopteri; Carangiformes; Carangidae. Gene Ontology annotation, biological process: protein deubiquitination. The record is from RefSeq and is a predicted model, not a curated record. The coding region runs from base 330 to 1979 and encodes 549 amino acids. Gene Ontology annotation, molecular function: cysteine-type deubiquitinase activity; K63-linked deubiquitinase activity.